CAGACCUCAAACAACAACAAGAAGAAGAAGCAGCAGAAAGAGCCUCCCUCAGCCAGCUGCCUGCUCGGUGAAAUAAACAUGACGAUGUUGUCAACUACGAUGUCCACAGUGCAUCUGCACUAAGAGCACAGCACUGAAUACAACGAGGGACGGUGGAUAUUGGGUUUGACUAAAUUUGUGACACGCUGUUCUGCUCGGAUCGGGACAAACACCAUUUUCACCAGUGGAGAAGUGGACAGCAAACACUGCAAUGCCUCUGCUGUUUUUGGAAAGGUUUCCUUGGCCCAGCCUGCAGACCUACACAGCACUGAGUGUGGCUCUGCUCGCUGGCAGCAUCUUCAGUGCCUACACCACUGUGACUGACCCUGGCUUUGGGGCCUUGGAGACGGAUGAAGCACCAGCUGCCGCUGCAGUGGAUCUUGACAAUAUUAACAAUGAUAUCAGUAACACGGAACUGGCGACCACUGUGCUGUGGUAUCUUGUCACUGACAGUCUCUUUGUGUGGGUCUUAGUCAACACGUUCUGCUGCUCUUUGAUGUUGAUUGCUAAAAUGAUUCAGUAUGUGGUGUUUGGCCCGCUUAGAGUCAGUGAGAAGCAGCACCUGAAAGAUAAGUUCUGGAACUUCAUCUUCUACAAGUUCAUUUUCAUCUUUGGCGUAUUGAACGUGCAAACGGUGGAGGAAGUGGUCAUGUGGUGUUUGUGGUUCUCUGCCCUGGUCUUUCUCCACCUCAUGGUGCAGCUCUGCAAAGACAGAUUUGAAUAUCUGUCUUUCUCGCCCUCCACUCCCAUGAACAGCCAUGUGCGAGUGCUUUGUCUGCUGGUCUCCCUGUUGUUGGACUGCUGUGGCCUGGCUGUAGUCUGCGGCCUGCUGGGAGCUUCCCAUGGCAUGCACACACUCUCCUUUAUGGCAGCAGAGUGUCUGCUGGUGACUGUACGCACUGGGCAUGUCAUCAUGCGAUACUCCAUUCAUCUGUGGGAUCUGAACCAUCCAGGGACCUGGGAGAGUAAGGGAACAUACGUCUAUUACACAGACUUCAUCAUGGAGCUGGCUAUGCUCUUUCUGGACCUCAUGCACCAUAUCCAUAUGCUGCUUUUUGGUAACAUCUGGCUGUCCAUGGCAAGCUUGGUUAUAUUCAUGCAGCUGCGGUAUCUCUUCCAUGAGGUCCAGCGGCGCGUCCGCCGACACAAGAACUACCUUCGUGUCAUCAACAACAUGGAGGCCAGAUUUGCUGUUGCUACUGCAGAGGAGCUGGCAGCUAAUGAUGAUGAUUGUGCCAUCUGCUGGGAUGCCAUGUUGACAGCACGCAAACUACCCUGUGGCCAUCUCUUCCACAACUCUUGUUUGCGCUCAUGGCUCGAGCAGGACACCUCCUGUCCAACAUGUCGAACAUCCCUGAACAUUAAUGGGGACGGGGGCCAGGCGAGAAGCCAGCAGCAGGGCGCGGGUUUGGAAGACAACAUUGGUGCAGUAGGAGCUGCUGCAGAUGCUAGACCACACAUCAACCAACACAAUCACUUCUUCCACUUUGAUGGAUCUCGUAUUGCCAGCUGGCUGCCCAGUUUCUCAGUGGAAGUAAUGCACACCACCAAUAUUUUGGGCAUCGCUCAGGCCAACAACUCCCAGCUCAUGGCCAUGGCCCAUCAGAUCCAGGAGAUGUUCCCUCAGGUGCCCUCCUACCUGGUAAUGCAGGACCUGCAGUUGACCCGCUCUGUGGAGGUCACCACUGACAACAUCUUGGAAGGGCGCAUCCAGGUGCCUUUCCCAACACAGGCCAUAGAGCGUGGCCCCACACAGGGGAGCCCUGCAGCAGACGAGCAGGAAGGGCCCAGUGGAGCAGCCGAGCAGGGCCUCAGUGAGUCAGACAACAUGGAGGCGAGAGGAGGUCGCUUCUCUAAGUCAGCCGAGGAGAGGCAGAAGAUGUUAAAGCAAAGGAAAGAAGAAAUGGUCCAGCAGGCACGCAGGAGAUAUCUGAACAAGAGUCCAGAGGACGAGGAUGAGGAUUUGCCUGGACUGGAGGAGGACUCUAUUCCAGAAUUGAACUUGACUGUGCUGAGACGUAGGACCAUGGCAGCAGCUGCAGAGAGACGCAUGCAAAAUCAAACAGAUCCUGCACCCUGAAAUAUCGAUUGGCCAGGGCAGAAGAGUCUUAUCACAUCAUCGUCCCAAGAGACACUGACAGAGCUAUUUCAACACCCCCCUCCCCGCACCCCCCAUCCUCCAUUUGAUGUACAGUGAAUGGUCAUCACGUCUUCAAACAAUAAUUUAAAAGUGUCGCAAACAUGGCGUUUGGACUGUUUUGGGCUGCCUAAAUAAGGCAGGACUGUUGUGAAUGGCUUCUGCCUCACUGAUUCCAGAGUAUUUGGAGCAUAUUAUAAAUUGAUGGGUGCAAGUCAAAAAAUGCAAGGUUGCAUUGCCCUUUAUUCACGUGCCACGCAUUACAACCACCAGCUUGAGUGGGGAGUCAGUCUGCCUGUCAAAAAUGAGCAUGCUUUGCAUUCAGAAGAGUCUUUUAUGAGAGAGGUUUGAAGGUGUCAUUUCUAGAUAAAGCUGUUUGGGUCCUUGUUUGUUUUUCCUUUUUGUUUUAUUUCUCAUGGUGGAAAUCUACAUAUUCUGGAUGACGAAACUCAUCGGAUGUAUUUGUGUGUUAUUCUUUUAUGAGUUUCAACUGUGAAUUAAGUGUAGGCAAAAUAACACGUUUUUAUUUCUUACCUUGGCGUAAGAGAAUGUCACUUUAGUAUUGUUCAGCCUUUUUGUCAAAUAUGAAUGUUUCUAUCAAAAGUAAUGCUGCAAACAAAGUGUUUUUGACCCAUGUGGGUUUGUAUUGAGUGCGUAAUAUCACCCAUUGCAAACAGUUUUGUUAUUUAACAAGGGGUGGGCGUGUAAAUCUAUGUUUUCUAAUACUGUUCCCAUGAGAUGCAUAGGCAACAGGGUGUAUUACAUUUUGUACAAGUACAAUGGGUGUCAUCCUCUCAGUCUUUCUUAAAUUAACUUGUGUUCAUUAGCAGUUCUCUCCGAGUAAGAGAAUAUUAUUUUCCACUGAGUAUAAUAAUUGGGUCCCUUGGUCAUCAGUGUCAGUCUCUUUUUUUUUUUUUUUUAGGGUAUGUAGAUAUUAAUUCUGUGACAGCUGGACUAGCUGGAUGGUGUUUUGUCGAUGUUUUGUCAAUCAUUCAAGCAGAACGGAUCAUCAGAAAAAACAUUUUCAAGACUCAACAACAAAUCCGGUUGCCUUCUGAUGUAAUACUUCUAGAUAUUCUAUGACCUGAAUGACUGAGAACCUUUAAUGAAUAAAUUUGUGUGGUCUUUGUUCACUCACAUUGAGGAGUGUUAAUUCAAAAAUCAUACCAGCAAGGAACAUAAUCAUCCUCUGCCAAAAAGAUUUUAUUUCAAAACUGUACUGCAAUUUACAACAUGAACUGAGCCCUUGAAACAUUUUGGUAUUGUCAAAUUUCACAAAAUCUGUAGCACUAGACAUAUCGACGGACACAAAGAUGGAGACUUGUCUGUAUUAUAAGUGUUUUAUUUCUUGUGAUUACAGUGCAAGGGCAGUUUGGGUGAGAUAUGCAUGAAUCUAGACAAGUACUUUUGUUUCCUUCCACUUUAUCCCAAAGAGCAGCCCGCAAACUUCCACUAAAAGCUGAAGUGUUGUGAUCUUUA
This is a messenger RNA of Morone saxatilis (striped sea-bass), 3655 nucleotides long. Its product is annotated as E3 ubiquitin-protein ligase AMFR-like. The record is from RefSeq and is a predicted model, not a curated record. The coding region runs from base 251 to 2119 and encodes 622 amino acids. Gene Ontology annotation, cellular component: cytosol; ubiquitin ligase complex; endoplasmic reticulum. Gene Ontology annotation, molecular function: ubiquitin protein ligase activity; ubiquitin binding. The transcript has 14 exons. Lineage: Eukaryota; Metazoa; Chordata; Actinopteri; Moronidae. Gene Ontology annotation, biological process: endoplasmic reticulum unfolded protein response; ubiquitin-dependent protein catabolic process; protein K48-linked ubiquitination.